Molecule: messenger RNA, 1059 nt
Organism: Penicillium bovifimosum
Lineage: Eukaryota; Fungi; Ascomycota; Eurotiomycetes; Eurotiales; Aspergillaceae
Exons: 1
Coding region: 1-1059 (352 amino acids)
Source: RefSeq, a predicted model, not a curated record
AUGUCGGAGCGCAAGCCCACAAACCCCGAUGACCCUCGAGGCGAUUUCGAGUCUUUCGUCUCACGCUCGAACAGAGAUCGCGACCGCGGAGUCGAACGGCGAUCUUCGUCCGCAUGUGUCAGUAUCAGCAUGAGCACGAGUACCAGCACAGCGUCAAGUAGGACUCCCGGGCGCUCGCAAAAGCAACCAAGACAGAAACAUUCAGAAGUAGUGAUCACAGGCACAUCAUCGUCGCCGGUUAUGCCUGACUUAUCUAGUGCGUCGCCGUCGCCGUCAAUAUCAUCGGUGGACACAAGACCCGGGUCCCGGUCCACCGUCGAGUCCAGACGAGCAGACAACAACGGAGACGGAUUCUACAUUCUGGACGGAUUUCGCACAUCGCCCUUGGUCACCGACGGCGCCACAGAGCCCGCGCUAUCGCGCGCAUCGCUGUCCUCGUGGGACACUGCCGCACCGUCGGUAACCUCCGCGACGCCGUCGAUCCCCGCAUCUCUACCCAGCAUCGAGCAGCGCACCUACGCCUGUCUCUUCCACAUGCUGGACUGCUACGAGUCCUUCGACGACGCCGCGGAGUGGCGCACACAUGUCUUCAGCCACUUUCGGUCGCAUCCGACGCCGCCGUCGGCGCGCUGUCCGCUGUGCCCGAAUACCAAGUUCGUCGACGGGAUCCCGGAGCCCGUGUCCUCGCCUGUUCUGGAACCUGGCGAGUCUGUGCGCGCUAUCGAUGCGGUCGUGCUCGCGCCGCAGCUUGAUCUUCCCUCUGCCUGGCAUCGCAUGCUAGAUCAUGUCGCUAUGGAUCAUUAUCGUCAUGGUCAGACGCUGGCGGGUAGUCGGCCGGAUUUUGAGCUUAUGCGCUAUCUGUAUGGUAUGCGCGUUAUUACGGAUGCCCAGUUCAAGGCUAUGCAGUUGCCGCCUGCGCCGUCAAGUCCGGCUUAUCAUCGCUCGCAGGAUGGUAUUAGGGCCAGUAUUGGCUCUGCUGAUGAGCCGUAUUGUGCGCCGUAUAGUAAGCGGCGCGAGGAGAGGAUGCGCGGGCAGCAUAGGGGUGUCGGGGUUGUGUAG